Messenger RNA from Prunus armeniaca (apricot), 276 nucleotides. The record is from the annotation of a GenBank genome assembly. NCBI's taxonomy places the organism in Eukaryota, Viridiplantae, Streptophyta, Magnoliopsida, Rosales, Rosaceae.
AUGCUUAAAUCAGCUAAGAGUAGUAACUUUGGUAGAGUAAUAGUAAAAGGUAAGAAAGUAGUUGUCCUUUUUACUAGGGUAUUGUUACCUAUUUAUAGGGAAGUGAAAGUGGGAGGUGUGUGUAGAUUUCUGAUGUGGGACUUUGUGCAAGUCGUUGUGGUGGUGACACGUGUCACGGAGAGUAGUUUUGGCAAUUUGGGAGCUUCGGCAGGUGCUUGGCACCUGAGGAUUCGAACCAAUGACCUCCAAUACCCAAUAAUUGGUCCUUACCACUAG